Molecule: messenger RNA, 4039 nt
Organism: Gastrolobium bilobum
Lineage: Eukaryota; Viridiplantae; Streptophyta; Magnoliopsida; Fabales; Fabaceae
Exons: 8
Coding region: 245-3577 (1110 amino acids)
Source: RefSeq, a predicted model, not a curated record
GUGGAUUGAGAAAGAGAGAGAGAAAUUCGACCGGAGAUCCACUUCCCAUCCACCACAGUCGCUGACGAAACGCAACGCAAAACCUUCCUCUCUCUGCUCUCAAUCACAAUUUCAUUUCAGGUACUCUUCUAUAUCUGAUGCCGAACCCGAACCCGUGCCUUCAAUUUCUCAAUUCAAUAAGGUGUUGAAUUAGGUUUAGGACAAUAAGGUAUUGUGACCAAAAACUAGAUCGCAAACCGCAACAAUGAAAGGGCGAUCUCACCGCCCUCAGAGUUCGGACCCACCGGACGAAUGGGUCGACGGUACCUGGACCGUGGACUGCAUCUGCGGCGUCAACUUCGACGACGGCGAAGAGAUGGUGAAAUGCGACGAGUGCGGCGUGUGGGUGCACACGCGCUGCUCUCGUUAUGUUAAGGGGGACGACACCUUCGUCUGCGACAAAUGCAAGAGCAAGAACAACCGAGUUGAGAAUAACACCGAGGAAACUGAGGUUGCCCAAUUGUUAAUCGAGCUCCCCACAAAGACUAUGUCUUUGGAGAAUAGCAAUUCUCUUGCAUCGAAAGUUGCAUCUCAUUCGCGCCGCCCUUUCAAGCUUUGGACUGAUAUACCCAUGGAGGAGAGGGUUCACGUUCAAGGAAUCCCCGGUGGUGAUCCUUCUCUCUUUGCCGGCAAGAGCGUUUCCUCGAUUUUCAGUCCACACUUAUGGAAAUGCACUGGUUAUGUUCCCAAGAAGUUUAAUUUUCAGUAUAGGGAGUUUCCUUCUUGGGAUGAGAAUGAGAAUGCACAAGAUAAUGAUAAUGGGGCUGGGGUUUUGUUCUCUUUCUCGAAAGAGACUACUACUGUCUUGGCUUCCCCUGUUGCGGCUUUGGUUGACAUGAGAUCCAGGGAUGGCGAUGACAGCAAGACGUCUUUCAAGGACAUGAGCAAUUUAGGCAGUGGCAGUGAAGAUACACCGUAUGCCCACAAUUCCAUUAAGAAGGAGAGGAGUUUGCUGAGGCCUCUUGUUGUUCAUAGCAGUAAGGGAAGGAAAGAGGACUUCGGGACUUCCAAUUCCAAAGACAGGAGUGGGAAGAAGCGGGUUAAGACUCCUGAUAAAGAGGUAGAUCUCAAGAGGAGAAGUUCACAUUCUUCUAAAACAGCGUUUACACCCACCAGUGAUGCAAAACAAUUGGAAUUUUAUGAAGACAGAGGUCCGAAGAUUUUCAAGGCUGGCAAUCGGAGCAUAAGGAAUAAAAACUUAAAAGACAUUGUGGUUCAGGAAUAUAGUUUGAAUGAUUAUUUUGCUGUGGAUACCAUCGUGGAAGAGCCAAAUAACAACUUGACAGCUACUGAGGAUUCUUCAGAAGCCUUUUAUCCUGACACAACAAGACAUAGUCUUUCUGUUGGAGAUGUAUUAGCAGGAGAAAAGACUGGCCAUAAAGAUCCUAGUUUGGUUGAGAUGUCUUCUAAGACUGAUGAUGCUGUUACAUCAGUUUUAAAGCAUAAUUAUGUUGGAAAUACUUCAGUUGAAGAAAAGGACGGAGAUUGCUUGGCAGCUGAUAAUGCAGAUGAUACUUUAGUAGUAAGAAGCACUGUGAGUCCUAACAUAGAAGAUCAUUGUGGUUCUGCACCCGAACUUGUGGAGAACCAAGUUUCUCAAGAUUUUGACUGUAACCUGCGUCCUAGCCCUGCAAAAUGCAAAGUUAAGGUGAAUAGAGAAGAAGAUGAUGAUAGUUUUAGGAAGAUCUUGAAUUUUCAUUCUUCUCCUAUAAGUGAUCUUAAAAAUAAUGAAAAACCAUGUGAUCACACUUCUGAUAUUGUUAAAGUGAAUGAUGCUGUAUUUCCCAGUUUACCAUCAUCUGAAAAUAAGGUGGGAGAUAUUGACAUAUUGUCAGAAGUAGUUGCUGAUGAUCUUACCAAUAAACCUGAUGAAUUAUCUGGUGAUUUUUGUCAUGGAAAACAAGAACUGGAGGGGUCUGAAGGUUCAUUGGAAACACAAAAGGGUUUUUCAGAAACAAAAGAUGGUUCGGAUUCUGCUAAAGAUCCAUCAAAAAUUGAAGCACUUGGAUGUCCACACACGUCAACCAUGAAAUCCAGAUCAUUGGCUCAUGACUUUAAAUCUGAAGAUACUGAAAUCCCCAAUUCUUUUAUAAAACAUGGAGCGAUGGAUAAUUGUAACAUCCACAUAAAGAAUGAAAGUUGUUCGAGUGAUGCUGCAAGGGAUGAAAUUCCAAGGAAGCCUGUAAGAGAGCGACAAAAAUCCUCUUUAAAUUCUAAUUCAAAAGGAUUGCAUUCAAGCAGGAGUACGCAAAAUUCUGUUUCAAAGCAAGUAAAUUCAGAUGCGAGAGAUUCUGUUCAUUGUUCAUCUUCUAAGCCAUCUCUGAUACAUAGUGAGGUUAAUGCAUCAUUGCACCAUCAAAAGGCUUUACCAGUGCAGAAUAAGAUUUCAUCUUCAGUUCCACAGAAAGUUGAAAAGCUUAACCAAACAAACGUCCUUUCUUCCUCUAAGUUGAACCAGAGUCACGUGCUAUCAAUGAAUCCUUCUCCAACUUCAAAUUCUUCAAUGCUGAGUGAUGAAGAGCUUGCUUUGCUAUUGCAUCAAGAACUGAAUAGUUCGCCCCGUGUACCUCGUGUACCCCGAGCACGCCAUGCAGGUAGUUUGCCACAGUUGACUUCUACUAGUGCUACAAGCAUGCUAAUGAAGCGAACAUCAUCGGUUGGAGGAAAAGAUCAUUAUUUGGGAUCUAGACGAAAAUCCAAGGAUGCAUCUAGAGAUGGGUUUUGUAGUCCUCGAGAACUUGAAGAUGAAGCUAAAAGGACAGAGAAGGAGAAGGGUUCAUCUUCGUCUGAUCAAAGGAAACAAGAUAUGGCAUAUGUGGAAGAUGCAUCUGUAAAGGAAGAAGGCCUUGCAUCUAUGACAGCUGUAAACUCUAUCACUGACAAUGUUGUUUCUGCCGCCUCUGCGAUUGCAAACAUUAGUCCACCCUCCCCUCCUGACGAUCAGAAUUUAUCUGAUGAUGAUACUGCAACUGCUGGAAGGCCAGUUCACCGUACCUUACCUGGCUUGAUUAAUGAUAUUAUGAGCAAAGGCAAGCGUAUGACAUAUGAGGAACUCUGUAAUGCUGUGCUACCGCACUGGCAGAACUUGAGGAAGCAUAAUGGAGAGCGUUAUGCAUACACAAGUCACUCUCAGGCUGUUCUUGAUUGCUUGAGGAACCGACAUGAAUGGGCAAGGUUGGUUGAUCGUGGUCCAAAGACAAAUUCUAAUAGGAAAAGGCGUAAGCUGGAUGCUGAAGAAUCUGAUGAUAACGGAUAUGGCAAGGGAAGAACUGCAAAGGAGGUUGAAGGGAAGAACUUUGAGCUGCAAAAAGAAGAGUUCCCUAAAGGCAAGCGUAAAGCUCGAAAACGCAGGCGCCUGGCUCUUCAGGGAAGAGCAGUAAAGGAUGUCAGGAGGAAACAAAAAGCUGACUCGCUAACCGAGGAGGAUGUCGGUCAAUUCUCCAAUUCCAGUGAAGAGAGCAUGUUUAGUGAGGAUGAAAUUCAGGUUGGCAGAAUAUGUCCAGCAGGAAGUACAUCAGAUGAGGCAGGUAGUGCCUGAUUUUCAAGUGGCUAAAUAUCUCAACAGGUUUUUUGCAAGAAUAUAAACUUCUUGGCUUGCAGUCAAUCUUCACCGUGCUGUCUUUGUGACCUUGUCUAGUGGGGGAUGGAUUACUGGUGAUUGGUGUGAUGUAACAUUGUAUCAAUAGUGUAAAUAUUUUAGGUAGUAUGGUGUGCCUUUUUCAUGCAUGAGGCAUAACUGAGUAGGUUAUGUAGAAUUUGUAAGUGACUCUGGAUUCAGUUAGAGAGCAAAAAGGAAUUUGCAAUUGCAUUUAAUUAGGAAACCCUAGUUUAGUAACUACCCUUAGCCACUGGGAGCCGGGGAUUACACUAUAGGAUAAUUACUGAUUGGCAGCUGUUAUUGAUUGAUGAUUGUAAUGGUUCUUGUUGUAUAUUAUUUAGGCUUGCCAUUUCUCAAUCUUGUGAUUUCCCAAGUCUGCUUUUAAAAAUGUGAUCCAGGAUU